CACGAUUUCACACCAAUGAGCAUGCCGCAUGUAGCUCCCACUCACUGGGAUCAGAAACACUAGAUAUCUUCAGUCCCGAGCUGUCCAAUUUCAUACGAAUACAAACCAGCAUUGGCUAGACGGAGGCUGCGUUCUGCCAAAACGCACAUUGGGGCUAGGCAGUAAUAAAAAAGAAGGGGAGAAAGAGUCCUGCAGCUCUCUCGCACACCGGACUCAAGGAUUUGCACCAUGAAGACCAGACUAGGCUGCCUGUCCAACAAAUCUGACUCCUACAAUGACUUCUCUGAGUUCCUGCCUCCCGCGCAUGAAACCACAGCCAGGUGUCUGAAACUAUCAACGGAUGAAGUUGUUCGAUGGUCUGAAUCAUUUGAUCAGCUCAUCUCUCACAAAUAUGGAUUGCCUGCAUUUCGAACAUUUCUCAAGACAGAGUUCAGUGACGAGAAUAUCGAGUUCUGGAUGGCCUGCGAAGAGUACAAAAAACUCAAGAGUUCAACCAAGCUUGUGUCAAAAGCCAACAAGAUCUUUAAGGAGUUCAUCGAUGUUCAGGCACCAAGAGAGAUAAACCUUGACUACCGCACCAGGGAAAGGACCAAGGAGAGCCUGGCGGAUCCCACUCCAAACAGCCUCAACGAGGCCCAAGCAAAAAUCUACAGCCUCAUGGAGAAAGACUCCUACCCACGAUUUCUCAGGUCCAAGAUGUACCAGGAUAUAGUCAACAGGGCUCAUGCGCAAGGCCAACGGAGGUCUGUUUAACAAAAUUUGAAGACCACAGUGGACAUGAUACUGGACCUACACUGUAGAUCAUUUGUUAACCCUCUGACAUCAUCUCUUAAUACUGUGAAUCUGCAAAGAUGGGGUGACAUGCUUGACUGUUUCCUUUGUCUAUACCAGCUCCAUGCAUGCAAUCCCUGUAGAUAAUAUGUGUCUCUGUGGACUGCACUGGACAGAGAGGAGAUUGGUGUCGAUAAGCUAAGUGUUUUACCUCUGCUCAGUGCUGGGCGAUAUGUCUGAAAAUAGUAUCACAAUAAAAUGAUAUCGUGCAAUAAUGAUAUUUAUCACAAUACAUAUUAAAUAAUCUGUUAUCUCUGUUAUUUAUUUAAAGUUAGUCAUGCACAUCAGUCAUAUAGCAUGAUUAAAGAUGGGACCAUUGGAUGACAUGUAACAUAAAGUUACAUAAAAUACUACAACCAUCUGAUCUUGCAAAAAAAUUUUCUGAGUUGAGACCUACAACUGCCCAAAAAUGACUUUAAUGACCAUAAACACCAAAAUAAUCCAAAAAGCAAAGUGACUGUAACUUGAUUUUCAGAUUAUAAAGAAACUCUAAAAUUUUUGUUUAAGACGAAUACUCUGAGAUAAAACACAGUGCGUAAAAACUGAGGACAGAUGAAUGUCUACAGAUGUCCUAAAAUUAUGCAUAUUUCUAAAGGAAAAUGCAUUGUUUAUCUGGUUGAGAUCCAUUUUCAUAAUGCUAACCAUUUAUCAUAACCAUUAUUGCUGUCUUUAUUAAAAGAUAUAAAUGGCAUAUUUUCCGACCAAUAUGUCCUCCAACCUGAACGACCAUCAUUUUUACUCCCUGCCCUAAUAAAUAUGAACUAUAGGAGCAGCAGUAAAUAUAGCACAGAUAUUUGACACCUCCUGUUAUGUGUAGGCACAAAGCACACCUUGGGUUUAGAGGAAAAUCUGGAGUUAAAAUGGAGGACCUUUGCAUUAUGGUUGGAGUAAAAAAAAAACAUAGUCAGGUUAUGGAAGUAUCAGGGUUAUUGGUUCAAAAUGCACAUGUUUUCUCAAAAGUUUUGUGGACCCAUCCAUCCACCCCAACCUUCACCCCAUUUGGACUCUGUGAUUCAGCAUCACUUUGCUUCUUCCUUUCGCUCACAUCACAAGACUUUGACAACUAGAGGGUGCUUGCACAAUGAAGCAUGCAGUAGAUAUGGGUCAUAACAAGCUGUUUGUACAAACGAUCUGUUGAGGCAGGUUUUUUCUCUUUGUUUUUCUUGGGAGGAAAGUCUUAUUACAGCAGAUGGUUGAUGCUUUUUGGGUCAGACUGUAAAUGUGAAAUAGCAUCAAACCAGUGACUUGGAAGAAUACUUUUGCCAACAUUUUCACUGUCUUUCGUUGAACCAGCUUUUCCUCUUCACUGCAAUGUUUAUGUAUUUACAAUAGAAGGUGGCUGACAUCCUCUGUAUACUUUGCCUCCCCUGUAGAAGUCCAGCACACUUUACCUGACUGGAUUUACUCAAGACUCUGUAAUGGAGAUCUCUUAUAUUUCAUCACUGAGAAAAGUAUAACGAGAAAACCAUCAUUAUCACGUGACUCUCCAGCUCUGCCACCACUCAUCCUACUUUCUUUGUAAAAUAGACACUGUUGUAUGCAGAGAUUAGACCUGUUGUGGUAGUUUGUGUUUACAUCGAACAACAAAGUGAGUGACCACUUAAUAUCUGAAACUGUGCCAAAAUAAGAAGUUGCACUUAUAUAUUGAUAUUGCAUAAUCCUGUGUAUUGUAAACUCUUGCAGGUAUUCUAUGUGAUAUUAAAUGUUGACUAUAACACAGGGUUGGGUUUGUUUUUGCUUUCAGUUCAAGAAGUGGAGAUUUGCUGUCACUUCUAUUCAACUUGUUGCACAUGGUUAAUUCAGUGCAUCCUUUUGGACCAAUCAUUCAUAGAUAAUAUUCUGUUUAAUUAGGCCUCAUUUAAGCCAUGUUACUGAACUAAAUCAUAAAUUUAACUGUUUUGUUUGGACUCCUUAUGAACAUUGGUCUUAAAAAAGUUUGAUGCAAUGACUCAUUAUCUGCAUUUGCGAAGUUCAGAAGUGCUACUUUAAAAGGGAUUGAAAUGGCAAACUAAAAUAGAAAUUGCAUAACUCAUUUGCUAAAAUAUGGAAUAUAAUCAGCAGUCAGCACUUCAUUAAACUGAAUAUGAAACACAGGUGCCCCAGUGCUGUUUGCAGUGCAUUAAUAGAGUCAGCCCAACCCUCACAGGAUCUGUUGAAAAUGUGUUGUGCAAAUUUCCUAAAACUAUUUUCAGCAUGAUGCAAUACUCAGAAUAACUAUAUAGAUAUUCUUUGACUUGUACAGUAUGUUAUGAAAAUGACUGCAAAAAACAACUUAAUCUAUGUGCUCCCUUAGCAUUUGCACUCCUUUAAAUGAACUGACUGAAAACUUUCCUGCACAUUUAAAGGGUGACAAAUACUUCCUGUAGUGCAUGUGUACCAUAUAGACCAACCUGUUGGACAUGCAACAAUAUGAACAUAUUGCCAUAAAUGGUAUGUUACUGUUUUCCUUAUGAAUGUAGCCUCUCCUCUAUAUUUUGCAAUUAAAUAUAAAUAUGCAUCUCUA
Amphiprion ocellaris (clown anemonefish) is the source of this 3334-nucleotide messenger RNA. It is a transcript of the gene rgs8, whose product is annotated as regulator of G protein signaling 8. The coding region runs from base 229 to 753 and encodes 174 amino acids. The record is from RefSeq and is a predicted model, not a curated record. Lineage: Eukaryota; Metazoa; Chordata; Actinopteri; Pomacentridae. The transcript has 5 exons.